GUACAAUUUUGCAAUUAGAUAUACGCAAAUAUAACAUCACGCGCUUUCGAUAAACCGGACACAGCAAUGUCGGAGGACAAAGGCGAGAAGCCAGCAGGUGAGAUGGACCAUCCCUCUAGUCGCCUUGAGCACCAUGGAGCCUCCAGAAGAGGCAAGGAGUGGUCCUCUGAAGAGGAGGAAUUCCUGAGGGAGCUAAAAAAAGACACGAGCAAAUCCUGGCCAGAAGUGAUAGAUUGUUCUCGAACCGAUACCCGGGCAGAAGCAAAGGCUCGAUGCAAGUACGCUGGUAUACAAAGGUCCUAGGACACAGCGCGGUCGGCCAGUGUGCACAAGGAACUGUAUCUGAUUGACAGAUUCUUUUCUCACGCGAGUGCCGUUCUGAAAUUGAGGCG
Aspergillus welwitschiae is the source of this 392-nucleotide messenger RNA. RefSeq lists its product as uncharacterized. Lineage: Eukaryota; Fungi; Ascomycota; Eurotiomycetes; Eurotiales; Aspergillaceae. The record is from RefSeq and is a predicted model, not a curated record. Bases 67 to 303 code for a protein of 78 amino acids. The transcript has a single exon.